UAUUGUGUCCGACAUUUUGCGCCAAGUUUCCUGGACGAAAUAUUGUUAUGUUGAAAACUGGCUAUUAUUGCCGAUCAGUAGAAGUUGCAUUCAUGUUACCUUCAAAAUUCAAAAUUGUUGUUAUCUUGCAUUCGUGCACUGCUAGGCAUUAGCUGAUCAGUGUUCGGGCGGUGGAGAUAUCAUAUUUUCAAUUUCGGAGUUUUGUGUACCCCCAAACAACAAAUUUUGUUUGUAGUGAAGAUAGUUUCACGCAGAUGAUAUACAAUGGCGGCUUGUGAAUAUGACUUGGAUACGUCCGGAGGCCUUAUGGAUGAAAUCCAAAAGUUGAUAGCCCCGCCUGUCAGUGAAGAUGCAGCGAGGAAGCAGAGAAGGGGUCCUAAAGAAUUCAAGAAACACGGAAAGGCAAUCAAUCAUGAUUACUGCGACAGUUGUGAAGAAGGUGGCGAUCUGGUUUGCUGUGAUCGGUGCCCUGUAUCCUAUCAUCUCCAGUGCCAUGACCCUCCACUAGAAGAGGAUGACAUACCACCAGGGGAAUGGAUCUGUCACAGAUGUAGAGUUUCUCCAAAGGAGAAGGAUGAUGAUACAUCAUCGACCAAAAGUGGUAGCAGCUCCAAUGGGGGGAAGAAAUACCUUCCCCCUCCAAUCCCCAUCCCAGUCCUGGCUUUGAACCCACUACAUACUCUAGCAGAGGCAGCAAAAGUCCUUAACCCGGUGCAGUUUGAAUUGACCAAAGACUUGGCUUGCACGACACAAAUUCCAGGCUCCUACAAGCGAAAGUGGUGGGGCAGGGACAGAAAUAUGCCAGUAAAAAAGGCAGCACACGAGUUGGACAAUGGGCUUGUACCCCUGCCUGCUAAACUGUGCUUUGUCUGCAACAAGAGUUGUCGUGUUGGUCCCCUGCAGCCAUGUGACUACUGCCCAUGCUUGUACCACUUGGACUGUCUAAAUCCUCCUCUCACCUCUGUACCCACAGACAGAUGGAUGUGUCCAAACCAUGUUGAGAUGGCCACAGAUGACAAGCUGUUGAAAUCAACCCUGCUGACAGAGAGAAUCAAGCUUUGGGAUCACUACAACGACAGAAUCAACCAGCACACAGUCAAAAUGAAUUUUCUCAAAAAAGUUCACAGACGACAUCCACCUUUCAGAUUAAAACAUCGGCAUCCUCAAAGGAAAGCUGCCAGUAUCCCAUCGGCGAUUCAAGAGUUCUACCAGCAGCCGGUGGAGCUGUUGCCCUCCCCUGUCCUCUCUGGUACACAGCCUACAGAGGAGGAUAGUGGUCAGCCAGCCCUAGGCUCCGACGCCUCACUGGAGGACCAGGAACAGUGGUUAAAGUCAGUUGUCAGUCUACAGACCAGUAUAGCUCAAUUUCUGGCAAAGAAGCAGUUAGAACGGAGUUCAGGGGAUGGUUCAAGGGCUUCCGAUACCGCCAAAACAGAAAAACCCACAGCGUCUGUUAUGCCUGUGCAAAAUAGGGACCUUGCAGAUCAGAGUGUUUUAGGCUCAGAGCCAGAAAGAAAUAAACAUAAUAGUGGCAGUUCUUGUGAUCAAACUAUAGGGAAUGGACCUGUACCAGGUAGUGAUUGUGGGGCUAAUAAUGGCUGUGACAAGGCCUCAGUGUCAUUACUUAACUCAACAUGUAGUCCAAUGAAUGGUGAUGUGGAGAUGGGCGAGGUGGAAAAAACCAAAUCUGACUCAAAUUCUUCCACACCUGUGUUAUCACCACAGGGCAGUGUAGUGAAAGUGACUUGGCCUAACUCUGGGAGUGAUAAACAAACUGUGACAGGUAGCAGCACACAAAGUGGCAACAGAAACAUAGUUAUUAGUACGGUAAACAAAACAAACAAUGUGUAUACUCGGGUUGUGCCGGGCAAGUUGGCAGCUCAGACUUCCAUACUUUCCCCACGGACGGGGAGUCAGGGGGGUAAAACUGGGAACUCAGUGUUGCGACCUAACCUUACACCAGGCAGCUCUACUACAACUAAAGUGAUCACAGUCAGUCAGGCACCAACAGCAUCAAAAAUUGCAAUAUCUCAGAGUAAAAGUAAUCAGCCAUCGAGUCUGACUUCAGGGAACCAGACAUCGUCAGCCAUCAUUUCCCUCAAUAACACCCUGCAGCAGUGUCUAGAGGGAACUGCAGACCUGGAGUUAAGUAAGCUGGACGACAAGUUGAUACAAAUCCUGGCCUGGCAGCGACUCCAGCAGCUUAUGCCUGGGAAGCCAGGGGUUGACACCAAAGGCAAAAAUGCGGGCUCAAUCAAUGGGCUUUUAACCAAUCCAGGUUUGCAGGAGGUUCAGGCGCGGGCAGUACUAUGUCCAUUGUCGGGGCGAGGAGAUGCUAUCCCUAUGCCCUAUAGAACACUCUCCAUAGGCACAGGGGCUGAUAUGGAUGUGUGUUUGGGCCAGUAUGGACAGUGCAAUUUCAUCUCGGCAAAACAUGCUUUGAUAUUCUAUGAUGAGACAAGCAAGCACUAUGAGCUGUUAAACUACAGUGAACAUGGAACAACCGUGGACAAUGUCCUGUACUCGUGUGAUUUCUCUGACAAGCCGGCCACAACACCCCAGCCCUCUGCGGUGGUAGCGGCAGUAAGACAUCUCAACAAGACUCACAAACCCAAGAUGAAGGCUGAUGAAAGGCUGACCACUUCAAGAGGUUCAGAUAUGCGUGUGAGGUGUAACUGUAAGGGAAGCAGCUCAAGUAUGAUCGGGGGUAGCGGCGCGGGCUGGGAGGGGACGGCUAUUCUCCACCAUGGCAGCUAUAUCAAGGUGGGCUGUCUACAGUUUGUGUUCAGCAUCGUCGAUCACGCCACCACCCAGCCACUUCAUGGGAUCAAGAGGGAGUCCAUGUCAUUACUGAAAUCUCAUCUUAAAGGCGCUCCACCUUAACGUUUAUUGUGGGCAUAUAAGUUUUGUUGUUAACCUAGGAAUUACUUGUUAGUUAAUUACGUUUUAAAGAAUAUAUUGGUUAUUAAAUGAUUUCUUCUUGUUGAAGGGUCAUUCUGAUUAAAGACUUGAUCUAAAAUGACUUUAAAGUGAAAUGUUAAAAAAUUGUAAUGAAAUAAAUAAUACGACCAUUUGAACUACUUAACAUAUUUAAUAACUUUCACUGCGUAUUUCAAUGUUGCAAUAACAGAUUAUUCUUGGUUUCAUGAUUGUUUGUUACUUCUUUAGGUUUAAAAAUAUUUUUUACUACUUAUUUUGUUUAACGAUAUUUUUAACGGUUUUAAAUCCUGCAAUACAAAUUUGGUAAUAGGUACUCUGGCAUUGUAAUGAUUAUAGAGUGUGUAUGUAAUUGUACAAUAGUGCCAAUCGUUCAAUAGUGCUAUUUGCUGAUACCAUCUGAUGUUAAGUGUUGCUGUUUUGUUCCUACUACAAAUACUGUUCCCAAAUGACCAUGUGAUCAUAGUUUCUGUUUAGGGGUAUGACAUUAAAAAUUAUACUCUAGUCAUUGUGUGCGGACUAUUUUUUAUCAGGUAGCGCUUCAUUCAGUUUCAAACCCAAAGCUCAUUAUUCUUCUUGAAUGCAGCAAAAAAUAUUUUGACCAUGUAGAUUAUAACAAGGAAAGAGUUUUAAUAGUAUGUUUCCAGAUAUUCUGUGUAUUUUUAAGUGCAUUUUAUGUAGAUUAAGGGAAAAUGAUCUCAAUUCUUCAUUGAUCAAAUAUCUCAUUGUGUCAGCCCCAUUUGUAAAUUUCAUUUAUUGCUUCAAAUUGCUUGUUACUGAAUGAGUCCAGUUGUUUGAGCAUUGAUAAUGUAAUGUAAAACUCCCAAUUAUUAGGGUAAAAAAAUGUUUCAAGAAAUCAAAGGAUAGCUUCGGUGUCAUCCAAGUGAAUGGUAAACUAAAAAGAAAUUCUUUUCGCACACUCUUUAUCAGUCUUCUACAAAUGAUCCAAGCUUGCAUAUACAUAAAUUCUUGAUAGGAUUGAUGGUACACGGCUGUUUGAUUGUAAUAACCCUGUCAGUAGUCUAAGGAACACGUUGGGAAACUGUGCAAUUUUGCUGCAUGUUAAAUGUCCUAUGUUAAAUGGAUUGAACUUAUGAGACCCUUGUUAAAGGCAUGUUCAUGAUCUAUUCAUGAUGGUUUUACACCACACAUCAGCUUUUAAACAUAUUGGAGAAACAAGUUAUGCAGUUUUAUACACAGUUUGUUAAGUUAGUGCAUAAACAACCAACACAAUGCAACAGCGCAUGCCUUUUGGCUUAUUUUCUCCCCAGAGGUCGAGGAAUUCUCAUAGUCUUGGUGUUUUUGUCAGCUUUGUUUCGUAAACAUAAUCAACAUGGCCAGAACAGUUCUAGAUAUUGAAAUGAAACAUGGUUAACAUGAUGCCAGGGCAAUAUACAGAACCCAUAACUGUGGCUUUUAAGAAUUAAGCCCCUUUAUCCACAGGAAAAAAAUGGAUGAGCAUUUGCGUUUGUUCACAGCGCUUUAGUGGGGAAUAGAGAAAUAGUUAUUACUUCUUGUAGAAGUUGAGAAAUUCACCUUCCUUACACAUUCAGCUGACCAAGUUCCUCCUGAAUAUCACUGAGAAUGUCUAUAGCACUGUUUUACUUUGUUAUUCUGUGUGUUAAAAUGGGCAAGGUUGUGUGCAGUAUUUUAUCCACUUUUAUCUUUUAAACAUAUAUGAACAUUUGAUACAGAAAUUUGUGAUGAAUACAUGGCCAUUUAAUUUAUGCUUUUAAAAAUGUUUUAUUGAGCUUCCUUCACAUAUUUCUUACCAAAGAUCAGACAGGAAUAACGGCUGUUGAGGAAGUGGUUCAUUUGAGUCAGAAGGGCUGAUUGGCCUAUAAGUGAAAGCGAAAAGGUUGUAUCUGCUUCUAUAUUUAAUAUAACUUAGAACCUUUUUGUCUUCACUCCGCAGUAUGCUUAAUGGCCCUUUUUGCCAUCAGCUGAUGCUACUUGGAAAUCAUGGUAGAAAUAAGUGAAGGAAGUGCUCAGCUAUUUAUAUUACGUUAGUUGAUUGUUGCAGUUCACCCAUGGCAGAAAGCAGUAGCUGUGUUAGUGGAGCGCUAUGUGUAGUUUCAUGGUAGCGUAAUGUGCUUUUAUUCUCUGUCAGUCAGACACACACACACACACACUCACACACACUACUACCAAUUACUGGUCGUUUUUAUGAUAUUACCUUAAGUAGGUAGAAAUUAUCACAAUGAAUCAGGUACUUUAUUUGAUUUACCAAACCAUGUUUCAAUCAUGACCAAUCACCACAGUAUACAUGUGUAACAAGUCGAAGAUUGCCUCUCAGGUCUUAUCAUGUGUCCAUACCCCUUGUAAUCUGUUCGUACCAGUAAAACAUUGUAUAUACCAUGAUCACUGUUCCUGUCUUGAUCCAUCAGUGUACAUUUGAAAAGAGUGUACAUGUGUAGACUACAUUUUGUAUUGUAGAUAUUAAAUGAAUUUAUGAGACAAA
Molecule: messenger RNA, 5398 nt
Organism: Mya arenaria
Lineage: Eukaryota; Metazoa; Mollusca; Bivalvia; Myida; Myidae
Product: PHD finger protein 12-like
Exons: 15
Coding region: 265-2883 (872 amino acids)
Biological process (GO): negative regulation of transcription by RNA polymerase II
Cellular component (GO): Sin3-type complex; nucleus
Molecular function (GO): transcription corepressor activity; protein binding
Source: RefSeq, a predicted model, not a curated record